ACAAUUGAUGAUUGUCAAUAUUGCAUAUGCAGUUUAUGAUCAGUCAUUCUUUUCUUUUUGCAGUUCUAUGAAUGAAGUGGUGCAUACCUCUCCUACGAUAGGCAGCAAUGUAGAAGAGAUAGUGGUUAACAACACACGUUUUCUAAUGUGGGAUAUUGGAGGGCAAGAGUCUCUUCGAUCUUCAUGGAAUACUUAUUAUACAAACACAGAGGAUUUAAAGAAAGCAGGUUUGCUUAUUUUUGCUAACAAACAAGAUGUUAAAGAGUGCAUGACGAUAACUGAAAUAUCCCAGUUUCUGAAACUAACUUCAGUUAAAGAUCACCAGUGGCAUAUCCAAGCAUGCUGUGCUCUAACUGGCGAGGGAUUGUGCCAAGGACUUGAAUGGAUGAUGUCAAGACUUAAAAUCAGAUGAUUUUUAAUGAUCUCUUUGCACCAACAUUGCAUACAAAAGUGCUGUACUUAUGGAUACCUUAGUUACCUGUACCUAUGGUAACUUGCAAAAUUAAUGGGUUAGAUGUAUUUAUAAUAAACUGAUUUCAACUUUAUUUUCUACACACGUCUUUGAAAACAGAUGAAGAUGAAAGCUCUAGUUUAUUUUCCCAUUAGUUUACUCUGAAGAUAGGUUUAAAAACUGUAGUUGACGUUCUUCUCAAGAUAAAGCCACUCAGGACUAUGUGUGGUGAGUAUGAAGUAAGAGAGAGGAAUUUUUAACUUUACAUUUUAUAUUCCAAUAUAACUCUCCUAGUUGAAGGUGUUGACCUCGUUAUUCCAGUAAAUUAGCAAGCAAAUCAGUGGUAUAGGUAUUGACUUUCCAGUAUUUUAAAAACUUGUUGAAAUGUGCUACAGAUACAAAAAUAUUUUCCUCUGUGUAUUGUACAUAUUUGUGUAUAUUUAUACCUCAAGUUUAGGUUAACCGAAAUCUGUUCCAAGAAAAAGUGAAUAACACUGAAUCUCGGUGUACUGAGAAUAGUACUAAUGUUGAGAUUGUUGACAUGUCACAACUGCUUUUCCUUUGUUCUCUGUACUGCUCUAACCUUCACCAAAUAAUUGGUGCACCAUUUCUUUAUAAAGUGAAAUCUCUUAAGACUAGUGGUUUUUAUACUUCUCCAUAUAUAUAUAUAUACUCUGCUACUGAGAAUGAUCACAAAAAGGGAUAGUGUGUCUGAAUGUGGAUUUUAUACUUUGUUCAGUAUUGGCAACUAACUUCAAUUCUUUGCUAAAUGGUAAAGAAUCCAAAAAGUUAGCAUUCUCAUUUUGUUAGGUAAGACCAUUCCAAAAAAUGCCCGUGUUCUGCUUUGCUUUAUGCUAUCAUGUUGAGUAUUUAUGAUAGAUUCCUAUCUAGGGGGUAAAUCUUAACCAUUAAUAAAGGGGAAAUGUGUCUUAGUUUUCCUUAUGCAAAGAAGUGACCAAAAAAGUGUGCUAUAAUGUUCUCACCAGAAAUCUUACAAAACAGUCUAUCUUGUAUUGGUAUUUUCAGAGGAAGAGGACACUGACUGGUAAUAAUCCAAAAUUGCUGAAGUAACUAUUUGUAUAUGUGUAUAAGAGACUGAUGUGGUAGAGAGGAAAGAAUACACUUUUCCACUGUAAAUGAUGCUUGAUUCUGCUGCUAUAGAAGUCCCUGUGAAAACUCAGAAUUAAAUGAUGCGUUAGCAUCAUAAUGCUGAGGCCCCAACUGAAUGGUCACGAUUCAUAGGGAAUAUGCAAAGAAUUAUGAGAAUCAUGACUAUCUUGUCCUUCCUAUAUUGGUAAAUGGGCAUAGUGUGGGACGGUCCUAAUAUAGAAAUAGUUGAGAACCACUGGUGUAAAGGAUUUUGGUUCUUCAUGAGUAUGACACUUGGGUGGUGUGAAAUGUUAUUCAUAUAAUGAAAUGUGAGCAUAAUCACAGAUUUUCUGUCUUAUUCUGUAGAUAUGUAUAUUUAAGUAAUAAUAUUGUAAAACUAGACAAAAGUGUAAGGACAAGACCAUUUUAAACCUGGUUUAAUUUUUAAGGCAGUUAUGAACUCAUCUUUAGAAGAUGAGAUUGUGAAACACAUCCAAUUUCCAUUUAAUUUAGUUUAGUUCAUUUGUGUACUGCAUUGUAUUGGUUAAAAUGUUGACAUAGUAUUCAUGGGGACAAUAAUGAAGACCACUUCAAAAGUGUGUAUUUAACAACUGAAUUGUCCCAAGUAUGAAAUAUAACUUUCUGAUGUAGUUAGGAAAUCUCUUUUGCUAAUUGGCUGAUGGAGGUUCUGCUGUGUCCAUUUUUUAAAAUUCAUACAUACAUGCCUUUUAUGUAAAUAAAUGUAUGUAUGAGAUCAGUGUUAUUAACUAACUGGUAUAUUGCAUAAUGUGUGAAUGUUUAAAGGAAAAAAUAACAAUGAAAAGACUGUUUAAGUUUAUCUGCAGGUAUUUUCGAGAAACAAAAAUGCAUCUUUUGAACACAGAAAUGAAUAAUUUUAGCUUUCCUACUCUAACAAAAAAUAAAAUACUGGACUUAACUUACAUCCGUAAUUUUCAUCUUCAAAUACCGCAACUAUUCUUUUUUUGAGAUUUUCUUUCAUGCUUGAAGUGCUAUAUUCUUUUGUCUGAAUCGCUGUUGCUUUUAAAUUGUAACUUUUUUUAUAAGAUAAAAAUCGCUCUUAACGGAAUAUGAAAUACAAAACUGUAUUCAUGUAAAAUUUUUAAAAAUAUUUUCUUGGAAUUUGCUGUUCUUACCCUGUUCAGGUUUUUAUGGCUUAAAAUGUUUCCCUAAUAAAUAGCAUGGCUGAAGGGAAUCUAUAAAUAUUGUUCUAAAGCAUGACUUAUAUGUCGAACAGGGUUUGGAAGCCUUCUAAUAGUUCACAUGCAUUAUCUUCCCUCUUCCAGGUGAUGGGGAAACCAUCCAUUUCUCUCUCAAUGCGGUAGCCAAAUAUCCAUGUGAUUUUAUUAUUUGUGUUGAAGUAGUGGCAAGAGGUCCCCAUUAGGAGUCAAUAUCUUAUUGCAUGCACAGGGCACAGCAUUCACACUCAAUAAAUUGUUCCAGGCCCAAAGUGUUUUUAAUAUAACCACCCAUAGACAAUCUGAUGGGCUUUGAGAAGCAGUGAAGCCUUAAUUAAGGGUAAAUUAGGCAAUCCACCCACUUUUUCCUGCUAACUUCAAUGUUUCAUAUGUGUGGUUUAGGUUUAAACUUACUUUUAAAACUAAUGGUGAUCCCAUUUAAACAGAAAGCAAGGUUGUCUUUCUCCUCUAGUCAGGACCUGUUACUUAAUAUGCAUGUGGCUUCACCAGCAUUGUAUGUUUGGAGAAUUGUUGAUUUAUAAACUGGUAAUAAUCAAGAGGGGAUAUGUAUGAAACUGAUAUGAAUCUUGUGUUUAUUCUUAAGUAAAAUUAAGCAACUGAUUAUAACUAUCUCUUGCUUAUGAUAUUCAUUGCACCUUUUAGAAUGUGGAAUUUUUUUUCAGGGGUAAAACAGAUAAUCUUGAAGAUUUAAGCAGGUAGUAUUGUCUAGUAGUUUAGAGUACAGGACCAGGGAUAGGAGAUUUGGGUUUUAAUCAUGGUGAUCUUGAGUGAUUCAUUAAUCUUUCCUUUGUCUCCAUUCCCGUAUCUAAAAUGAGGAUAGCAGUUACCAUAUUUGCCUCACCGAGGGGGUUGUGAGGCUUCAUUAAAGUUUAUCAAGUACUCAGGUUUAAGGCACCAUACAAAAUAGAAUUUUUGCACCCAGAUAUUAAGAUGAUGGCCUUGGCAGAAAAGUAUGUAGUAAGAUUCUGUCUGCCUGAAGGUGUUUUAAGAGAAUUUGUGCAUUUCUUCCAAAUUAUUGUAACAUGAACUUUUUACACAGAAUGUGUAAGCAUCUGUAUGCAGUUAAUGCCUGUUGGUUUUAUCCCAUUGCAGACCCCUCUUUGCUCUCCAUCUUAAUGUAUAGCUCCUUGUUAUGCAUGGAGAUAUCUGAAUUAAGUUAUAAUUAACAUAUGUUAAGGCUUAAUUCUGUACAUAGAAGAAAUUCUUUUUUGCAUAUAUGCUAUUCCCUAAUUCCAUUAACUCUCUAACACCACUCCAAUUCUGAACAGUUAAAUUAAAUAGUGAGUGACACAACUUCAUUUGUGCUGCCCUUGGUAAUGUUCUGGAGUUCCAUCUUCUCCCUAUCUUGGCUUUUAUACACAUUUCUUUUAUAUAAGCUUAACUCCCAGUUGAAAUGUAGAGUCCUGUACAUAACUCCCACUGAGAUCAGUGCCAGCUGAGGGUAAUAUAUCGUCUUUGGUAUACAGCUUGGGAAUGUGAUUUUUUGUUGUUUUGUUUUUAAGUUUCUUGUAUGCCUCAAAAUGACCUUAAUAUUUAAAGGUUUGCAUUUCAGUUUUCCACAGAUGGAUAUUCACAGCUCAGAGGUACACUUGAUGGAUGAAUAAUUUGUUAUAUGGUCCAACUGCCACUAGUAUCUUGAAAAAUAAAUAACUGCAUGUAGAUUAACUCUUUUUUUAAACAAAAAAGGUUACUAGGACAUUUAGCAUGGAGAAUUUUGGAGAAUAGAUCAGCAAUACAUGCAGAUAUCUAGCCUCGUAAUUUUCAUUGUACUGCAGGGAGACAUGGUAGCUAAAUUCCUAUGCAUUGUACUGAAAAAAUAUUCCUAAUUGUACAUGACUGCUAGAUGUAUUUGAUAGACACCUACCAAAAUCUGUGAAGCUCAAAACUUUCUAUGUAGUAAUUUAUUUUUCCUUAUUCUAGUUAGUUUGUGUAUACCAUGUUAUGUACAUGCAUCUAGCUGUGUGAAAACAAGUGGUGGUGUCCCUUCCUACCUCCCAGUUUAACCUAUACUUGAUGACCAAUUAACAUUUUUUUUACACAAUAUUCAGAACCUUCUAUACCCAUACAUUCCGAACAUUUGAGUUUCCCACAAUUAUCAGUUAUUGUGUAGAUGAAAGCUUAUCUUGUGGGAGGGAGGGUAACUUACUCUCUUAACAUAUCAGCUCCAAAGUAUAGGAAACUGAGUUCCGAUAACAUUUAAGUAUAUGACUUAAACUCAGAAAGCAAGGAAAUUUAUGGUAAGAGAAGACUCAUUCAAGUGUUCCUUCAUAUAAAAACAUUUAAGUGGAAUUUUUUUAAUUGGCUACAUUAAAAAAAAAUUGGAUUGAUAGUAGCAAAGUUAUUACCAGUAUGUCUGGAAAGCAGUUUUUCAGAGAAUCCAUUCAAAUGAAUGUAAUAUCAAGCCUUUAAAUAGUCCAUUCUUCAGUGUUAUAAGUUAAGGAUGGUAUGGUACUGCAUAAAGACAGGAUAUAAUAAAAGAGACUGAAGAUAGUCUGUGUAUUAUAAUGAGAUACAAUAUUGCAAAUCAUAAUGUAUAUAAUUGAGGUGAGAAAAUGCAUUUAAUGUAAAGAUCUGAAAAAAAUGAUUGUAAAGAAG
Molecule: messenger RNA, 5352 nt
Organism: Chelonoidis abingdonii (Abingdon island giant tortoise)
Lineage: Eukaryota; Metazoa; Chordata; Testudines; Testudinidae
Source: RefSeq, a predicted model, not a curated record